AUGUCUACUGAACCUUUCAAGAAUGUUAUCCUAAUCCCCCAGACCAACCAAUUGUUGGGUCUUUAUACCAUUAUCAGAGACGCGCAAACCAAAAGACCAGACUUCAUUUUCUACUCCGACAGGAUUAUCAGAUUGCUCGUGGAAGAAGGUUUGAACCAGUUGCCAGUGACUCCAAAGAGUGUAGAAACAGCGACCAAUCAGACUUUUGAAGGUGUAUCGUUUUUGGGCAAAAUUUGCGGUGUGUCCAUCGUGAGAGCAGGUGAAUCCAUGGAACAGGGUUUGAGAGAAUGCUGCCGUUCUGUCCGUAUCGGUAAAAUUUUAAUUCAGAGGGACGAAGAAACCGCACUUCCCCGUUUGUUCUACGAAAAAUUGCCCGAUGACAUUUCUGAGAGAUAUGUUUUCCUUCUAGAUCCCAUGUUAGCCACUGGUGGCAGCGCAAUGAUGGCAACAGACGUUCUUCUCAAGAGAGGCGUCAAGCAAGACCGUAUUUUUUUCCUCAAUCUGAUCUGCAGCAAAGAAGGUGUCGACAGUUACCAUGAAAAGUUCCCAGAUGUCAAGAUCGUUACGGGUGCCGUAGACGAAUGCUUGGACGAGAACAAAUACUUGGUACCAGGCCUUGGUGACUUUGGUGACAGAUAUUAUUGCAUUUAG
Lachancea mirantina is the source of this 651-nucleotide messenger RNA. Lineage: Eukaryota; Fungi; Ascomycota; Saccharomycetes; Saccharomycetales; Saccharomycetaceae. The record is from the annotation of a GenBank genome assembly.